Molecule: messenger RNA, 2738 nt
Organism: Centruroides sculpturatus (bark scorpion)
Lineage: Eukaryota; Metazoa; Arthropoda; Arachnida; Scorpiones; Buthidae
Product: ankyrin repeat domain-containing protein 40-like
Exons: 4
Coding region: 1341-1604 (87 amino acids)
Source: RefSeq, a predicted model, not a curated record
CACCACUAAUGACAUUCUCAUUUCUCUUAUGAGUAAUAGCUAGGAUUGAAUUUAAGUGAAAUAAAACUAAGAAUAUCUUAAAAUUGUGGCAUCGCUGCCAAAAACCAGGGCUGUGGAGUCGCGUAAAAAUCAACUGACUCCGACUUUUCCUUACCAUCCGACUCCGACUCUGGCUAAAACACCUAAACUCCACGACUCCGACUACGACUCCAUAGCCGUGCCAGAGCUGUGGAAUCGCGUAAAAAUCUACCGACUCUGACUUUUCCUUACCAUCCGACUCCGACUCCGGCGAAAACACCAAAACUCCACGACCCGACUCCACAGCCCUGCCAAAAAGUGCAGUGUAAAUAAUGUAAAUCAAGGCCCUACACAUGUCAUCGUCUGUGACUGCCUAGUAAACUAGUCUGGUAGCUGUAGGAAUUUCAAGUUCCCUCUUGUAAUUUUAUUUGGAUUAAAAGAGGUUCUGGACCAUCAGUUUCAGAAAUUUGGUGGUGUAACUCUGUUUGUAUUUUGAAUUAUGCAAUAAUUAAAUGUGAAAUAAAUAAUUUUUAUCUUUGUUAAGUAGAAACAAUAGUAAAAAUUAUUAUGUUUCUAUAUUUAAUUUUAGAAUUUUUGCUUUAAGCUAUCAUUUCAAAUUAUAUUACCAAAAUUUUAGUUCUUUUGAAAAAGUAUGUUAAAUUGAUCAAUAGAUAAUUUUGCAAAAAUAUUAUUAUAUCUGUACACAGUAGACUCGCUUUAUAAUGAUCCUUAGGGGAUGUUUGAAAAUGGAUGUUGCAUCAAAUGUUUGUCGCAUCUAAUUUUUCCAAUAUCUUCCUAUUUUAUUGGGAAGUUGCUGAUUAUGCCAAACAUUUUUGGGCCAAUGUUUUUAAUAAUUAAAUGAUAGUUGAAUUAGAAAGAUGAGUAAGCAAGCAAAUGAUGGUUGCUUACUCAAACGAUCUGUGAUGGUUAUUAGAUUUUUUCAAGUGUGUAUGUAAUUUUUGUCCAUUCUAAUUCAUUAUCAAAAAUAUAUUUAUUUAUACAGUAUUUUCAUUUUUAUGUAUGUAAUUGUUGUUUUGAUUUAAAACAACUUUUUUGUGCUGAAACAUAUAUUUACCUAAGAAGAUGUGUUUUUUGUUUUUUUUUCUAUGCAGGUUUGUUGUUUCAGUGUUCUGAAAGAUUCUGACUAUUAACAGUUUCGUUAUGUCGAUAGUAAAAUAGCAUUAUGCUUAUGGGAUAAUGACUGGAACCUUUCCUAUUUAUAAUUAUAUUGUGGUUCUUCUAUCAAUAGUGAUGUCUGUUCGGCUAAUUUAGCCAUUACGCCAAAUUAUAUAGCUCACCCUCCAUUAGGCUAUAAGGUGGACAUGUCGGAUGAUUUGGGGCAAAAUAAUCAAAUCGAAAAACCUGAUUUAGUGAACGGAAAGCAUCCUGUUUGUGUAAAUCCGUCGGUCCCCAUUACUGUUGUUGAGAAUGAAGAAUUAGUAUUAAAAGUGAGAUUAGCUAACAGUCAAGAUCCUGAUUUUAUAGAAAUUGAAAUACCUCGUGAUCAGUUAACUUAUAAUUAUUUAUUACAAGUGUGCUGCAUUGAACUCAAUAUCGAUAAAGAACAGUUGUUCCACAAGAAAUAAUAGAAGAUACUUGAUAUUCAGUUUUGUUUUUAGAAAUGCAAUAAAUUCUGAUAAAGGACUAUGUCUUUAUUUUAUUUAACAGCUCAAUAAAUAUCAAGAUGUUAUAUUUGGUAGAAAGCCAGGAAGCAUUAGAAUGUUCUAAUAAUAUAAAGCACUAGUAGUUCAUAGUAAACUAAACCUAAAAUUACAAAUUAAUGAAAUGAUAAUGUUGGAUUUGUUGGGCCAUACCUCGGCUAAUUAAAUGUAUAGAUAUAAAGUAUUUUGAAUUAAAAAUAGAUGAUUAAGUUUCCAUCUUAUAUUAAAUUUAAUAAUUACGGUUGGGCCGUAAUUAUUAAAUUUAAUUGAAUCUGGCAUUUUCAUUUGAAGUUUUAGUAGUUACAUUCAAAUGGAUUCAAAGAUCAAAGAUCUAUUCAAAGAAAUUGAACCUGAAGACAAAAUUCAUUCUUGAUCAAGUUUUUAUGUAAGGAAUUUCUCUGAAUGAGAAGUUAGUUUUGCCAUUUUUACAUAAGAUGAUAAUAUUAUUUAUUUUAGGAUUUCUUCUUAAAGAAUAACUUCUUUGAGUAAUACAUAAAGUUAAGAGUUGUUCUCUGCUAAGAGUGUAUUUUUCAAUAUUCUUUAGUGAAAACAUUAUUAUUAGAGUUAAGUAGCUCAGAUUUAUGGAUUGACUGACCAUGUAUUUAAAAUAAAAACUUUUGUAAUUUGGCAGUGAAUUUGUAAUAUAAUAAAUUAUUUCAGCUUUCUUAAUUUCAAAUAUACUUUAUUAUACAGUGACUUAUGAGUUAUAAAAUGAGUCUUUUUUCUCCAUACGAAGAAUGUCGAAAUGUCCUGUAUACAAUUAUUGACUGUUUCUAAAAAUUAUAAAGAUUUCAGGAUUGAGUUGAAAAGAUAUGUUUGAUGACAAUAAGUAUUUUUUAAAAAAUGGUUUUUCAAUAUGUUCUCUAAAAGAAUAACAGAUAAUUAGAGAAAACUUAAAAGUUACGAAGAACUCUGUACUGAGGUCAAAUAUUGGUCCCUGGUCUAAUUUUUUAUAUUAGCUAAAAAGAUAUUGCUGAUGUAAUUAAAAAAAUUGUGUAUGAUUAACUUUAUGAAAUAUAUGAUCAACUGUGUUUAUUUUAUUUCACAUUCACUUUAAAA